Molecule: messenger RNA, 1156 nt
Organism: Moneuplotes crassus
Lineage: Eukaryota; Ciliophora; Spirotrichea; Euplotida; Euplotidae
Source: the annotation of a GenBank genome assembly
UUCCCUUCUAUAUUCUUUCUAUGUAGUGACACAAGUAAGAGCAGGACUAUGACCCAAGUAACCGAAACGGUGAUAACCCUUGAAGAAGACAUUGCUGACCUAGAAUACAGGAAAGUAAUGGCAACCAAGCUCAAGCCUAAAUAAAUUUGAUAAUGAAGGUGAUAAUAAGCUUCGUGAAAACCUAAUAUGAAAAAUAAAGAAAGCGUGCGAUCAUUUUAAACUGUCUGAUGAUACUUUCUUCAGGGCUGUCUUUAUUUAUGAUUACCAAGAAAGGGUCAUAUUCGACCCCAAGAUGGAAAGACAUGAGACUAUGAAGGUGUGCCUUGAUGAAAUCUUCACCUUUGGAGAAUCAUCUGAUAACGAUGAUAGGCAGAAACAGUACAUGAAGUUCUUCGAAAUCAUUACUAGCCUUAUGGUAGCAAUGAAAUAUUAUGACUUUGAACUUGAGACUCCAACUCUCAGGGAGAUAUUGAAGUAUUUCAAGAUAGGCAAAAUGAAUUUUUCCAGCAAGGACGACUCACUGGACAGUAAAAAGAUUAAAGAAAUUCAAGAAAUUGUAUUCGAAACUGUCUAUGAGUACAUUUGUGAGAGACAAAUGGACUUGUUAUUCAGGAUCGAUUGGCAUUUGCCUAUGAUAAAUAUCAAGCAUUUCAGUGAUCACUUCAAGAGAAUUAUGAGUAAAAUUCCAAAGAAAAAUGGGGCUAAUGAUGAACAGGAAACGUUUAAAAGGUAUGAAGUCUCCAGCUGAGAUAUCAGCACAAAUAGCCAGUUCACCAGUCCAGGAAUUCAUAAUAUUUACGAAAAUUUACAGGAAGAAAUCACUGCUCUCCAGGAGGAAGUGAGUCAAUCAAUAGAUGCCAUCUCAAAAUUGGCUCCUCUAAUGCCAGAUUAUAUUAAUUACACAACAAAAGAUAUUGCGACAGCAGCUAUGGUGGUCACUGUUAAGCAUAGCAUCCGGUGAUUGCCUGAUAAAUAUCAGCAAAACAAUGGAAGGAUUGAGAAAUUGCGAAUGUUAUAUUCACGAUGGAUCCAAACCCUGUUCAGUCAGUAUACCAUCUCCAAAGACCUUGCAAAAUCGUUGAUCAAAAAGAUAAAAGUCUUUCUUGAUCGAGUUUGCGAAUAACUUUAAUCCUAACCUUAACAAUUUCAAGUUAAA